AUGGCAUCUCCAGCACAGUGCUUUUAUUGCUUUGAGACUCUCGCCUCUUCAUUUGAAAACGAAGAACCACCUAGUCUCGCUGCCAUAGAAGAAUCAUGGUGGCAUUACAAUCAAACCAAAAGCGAUAAAGCUGCCCUUUUAGAAGAGAAUGAUGAUUUGGCGAAUACUGAGGAAGGUUUCAACGUGGAACAACCACCCAGCAUCAAAUUGCCUCCUGUAUCCCGCCUCCAGGAACAACAAGGGACACCAUCGGAUUCCUCGAGUGUUUCAACAACACCGUCCACACUGUCCAGCCAUUCUUCCCAGUCUGUAUUAUCAAAUACCACUACCGUGACAACGCCAGGAGAGUCCCUGGGCUACCAGCGAAGCAAGCUCUCAAAUCAGCUAUAUCCACUUUUCGUCACAUGGGACUUGAUUUCAAGACACGGCCACAAGUCUCUUCGUGGAUGUAUCGGCACAUUUGAAGCGCAAGAGCUUUCUAUAGGCCUGAAAAACUAUGCUCUAAUCUCUGCUUUGGAGGAUACUCGCUUCUCACCUAUCCCGCCUUCGCAGCUGCCAUCGCUAUCCUGCUCUCUAACCCUCCUCAGCGACUUCGAGCCUUGUGUAGAUGCCAUGGACUGGGAGUUGGGUGUACACGGCUUGCGAAUCUCCUUCAUCCACCGAAACCGACGAUAUGGCUCCACCUAUUUACCCGACGUGGCCGUCGAACAAGGCUGGACCAAAGAGGAAACAGUCGAGAGCUUGAUGCGUAAAGCCGGCUGGGAUAGCAGCGCCGCGCGACGACUGCUUAAGGGAAAUGGUGGGAACGCGUGGGACGAGGUUUCCGAUUUCAAGGCUACUCGUUAUCAGGGCCUCAAGGCGUCUGCGACCUAUGGCGAGUGGCAAGACUGGAGGAACUGGGUAUAUGCUGACAAGUCAAGACUAGAGUUGCUUCAGUCGUGA
Talaromyces rugulosus is the source of this 942-nucleotide messenger RNA. RefSeq lists its product as uncharacterized. The coding region runs from base 1 to 942 and encodes 313 amino acids. NCBI's taxonomy places the organism in Eukaryota, Fungi, Ascomycota, Eurotiomycetes, Eurotiales, Trichocomaceae. The record is from RefSeq and is a predicted model, not a curated record. The transcript has 3 exons.